UUGGCGGCGCCAAACACGUUUUUAUUAACGCUGCUCUGGGGGGGAGAUCUGGGCCUCGCUGUUUAUUCGGGCGAUUGUGGUCACAUCGGAGAGCAUCUGUCGGGGCGCUGCUCCUCUUCCUCCAGCUCAGCAGAAGUCGCACCCCGCUGCGUGAGACAAGGAGGUCGCAGGCAGGCGGAGGAAACGAGGAAGGCCUCGAGCCUUGAGAGUUCCCACCGACGCCGGCAGCAGCGGAAGCGUGACCUCCCAGGCACCCAGAGACAUGACCGGCCUGCGGUCGAUGUCGCUGCUGCUGGUGCUGAUCGCUGUGUCACGUGGACAGCAUCUUCACACGGAGGGCGGCGAGUGGGAGCCGGGGCCGUGCGACGACUCCGAGGUGCGGCGGCUCCGCGGGCAGGUGACGGCGCUGGAGCGCGCGCUCGGGGAGGCGCACGCCCGCGCGCGCGCCCUGCUGCAGGAGCGCGCCGCCAGGACGGCGCCACCACAGCCGCCGCCGCGGUCGGCGCCCGCUUUCGGCUCCCAGGGGGAGUACGCCGACUGCGCGGAGGCGUUCAACGCGGGCCGCGUGCGGAGCGGCUACUACCGCGUGCGCCCGCGCAGCGCGCCGGACGCCUUCACCGCUUACUGCGACAUGUCCGACGGGGGCGGCUGGACCGUGCUCCAGCGUCGAACCGACGGCGCCGUGGACUUCAACAGAGCAUGGAAGGAAUACAAGGAUGGAUUUGGGAACUUCAAGACUGACAACAGCGAAUAUUGGCUGGGCAAUGAAAAAAUACACCAACUCACCAUUCAAGGUGACUACAUCCUGAAGGUGGACCUCACCGACUGGGACGGCGAGCAGCGCGACGCUCAGUACCAGAAGUUCCAGGUCGCAGAUGAGAAAGCAAAAUACCAGCUGACGUUUGGCGCCUACAGCGGCGGCACGGCAGGGGACGCUCUGUCGGGCGGCUUCCACCCCGAGACGCGCUGGUGGGCCGACCUCAACGGGAUGUCCUUCAGUACGCGCGACCGCGACAGCGACCGCUACGAGGAGGGGCAGUGCGCCCGCGAGGACACGGCCGGCUGGUGGUUCAACAGAUGCCACGGAGCGAAUUUGAACGGCGUGUACCACCUCGGAGGGCCCUACUCGGCGGGCACGGACAAUGGCAUCGUGUGGUACACGUGGCGUGGCUGGUGGUACUCGUACCGCGCCGCGCGCAUGAAGGUCCGCCCGGCCGCCUUCCAGCCAGCGGAGGCCACCUAGGGCUGGCCGUCAUCGCAUUGCCCACCGAGGGCCCGCGGAGACGAUGGGAGCGCCUCAUCGGCCUCAUCGGUGGUGGCUUCUUGAAAAUUCGCCGUUUUGUCUGAAAAGAGGUUGGCUCUCAAAUCGGUUUUUUUUUGUGGUUCGAAAUUAUUGCGGAAAAUAUACCGGCCUUGGGGGAAAACGAGACCCUCAUGUAAUGUGAUUUUCCAAGAGCAAUUGCAGAAAUACAGUUUAAGUCUUUUUUUGAUUUUUAGUUAUUACACUGUAUAUACUGUACCAAAUCGACCAGCAAACAACACAUGCCCUGACUAGAUACUGCCAAUAACUUAAUCAAACUCAAUCAUGUAAGCACAUGAUGCCCAACUGGUUGGCAAGGCCUUGAAAUGGUGGCAAAUGUGCCUCAGCAGUGCUGUGGCCCGUGUGUUCAUGUGCCCUGUGCGUACGAGCGGAACUAAAGGGGCAGCAGAAUCAAAGAAUUCCUGAAUGAGUCCCAUCACCGUGGCCCAGGGUUUGGCCCACACACACUUGUACCAGCCCUGCGUGGCCUACGGUGUGGGACGAUGAUUUUUUUAAUGAGCUUGGCUGUUAGAUCUCUUAAUGCCUCGAACUAAACUAGAGCUCUUUGUUGCUAAGGGGGCAACACCAACAGCCGCUUCUGACCCGCCCCUACUGGACAUGUGAAAAAGAGCUUCAUAGCUCAUCAGAUUCCUCCAGUCGCUUCGUUGAGUGGAGGUGGCUGUGGACAGGAUUAGCUGCCAUCACCUGAAUUCCACGGCCCCCCCUCUUUUGGAUUCCAAGGUAAGAACCGAGGGUUUCCGAGAUGCCAUCCGCAUUUAUAGGCACUGCAUUGAGGACCACUGAUCUGCGAUGGGCUCCAGUGCCUACAGCUUGUGGUCUGUUUUCAGGUUGGACGCCCUAGACCAGGGGUCGGCAACCAAAAUAACAAGAAGAGCCAUUUCUUUCCAAUUCGGUACAAAAUUCAGUAUUUCAAGAGCCGCAAUGCAUCUGAGUACAUACGUACUCAUCGUCAAGAAGCAGCCCGUAAAGAGCCGCAUGCGGCUCCGGAGCCGUAGGUUGCCGACCCCUGCCCUAGACCAUGGGUUGCUGCAGGCUGAAUCGACACCGUCUUGCUGUGCUCUUUUUGGGCGUUGUGACCUGUGUGACAAUCCUGUUGGCCACCACGCUCGCUUGAAACAUGCACGUUUGAUUCCCAUGCCUGAAGCAUCUGCAGCCUCUGUGAAAAGUGAUCCACGAAUAAAUUGCAAUCGAUGUCGA
This is a messenger RNA of Lethenteron reissneri (Far Eastern brook lamprey), 2518 nucleotides long. It is a transcript of the gene FGL1, whose product is annotated as fibrinogen like 1. The record is from RefSeq and is a predicted model, not a curated record. Gene Ontology annotation, biological process: fibrinolysis; blood coagulation, common pathway; positive regulation of heterotypic cell-cell adhesion. NCBI's taxonomy places the organism in Eukaryota, Metazoa, Chordata, Hyperoartia, Petromyzontiformes, Petromyzontidae. Gene Ontology annotation, molecular function: extracellular matrix structural constituent; protein-macromolecule adaptor activity. Gene Ontology annotation, cellular component: fibrinogen complex.